GGCAGCACUCGCAUUUGUUUUUGCGGCCGAAAAUCUGCUCGCAUACGUUUAGUUAAAUUUAUAAAUAAAAUGGGCACAAAACGUCCAAAUAAUAGCGUGGUGCUGGCGCAGGAGCCCAAGCGCAGCAAAAAUGACAUUAUGGCCUAUACAAAUCGGGACAAGGCACUGCUCGAAUCGGGCGUGCGGCGCACUUCCAAUCUGCAAGCGCCCAUCAUGCAGCUGGAAGGACAUGAGGGCGAAAUAUUUACCACAGAAUUCCAUCCGGAGGGCGAGAUGCUGCUCUCCUCGGGCUUCGAUAGGCAGCUGUAUAUCUGGCAGGUGUAUGGGGAAUGUGAGAACAUUAUGGCCAUGUCCGGGCACAGCGGAGCCGUCAUGGAGGCGCAUUUUACGCCGGAUGGCUCGCAUAUAUUCACCUGCUCCACAGACAAAACGCUGGCCAUUUGGGACAUUGUGACGGGUCAGCGAGUGCGGCGUCUCAAGGGGCAUUCGAACUUUGUGAACAGCGUGCAGGGAUCACGACGUGGCCAGCAGCUGUUGUGCUCCGGCAGCGAUGAUCGCACCAUACGCAUCUGGGAUGCACGCAAAAAGCAGGCGGCCCACGUGCUGGAAUCACCCUAUCAGCUGACGGCCGUUUGCUUUGGCGAUACCAGCGAACAGGUCAUCAGCGGCGGCAUUGACAAUGAGCUCAAGAUCUGGGACAUACGCAAACAGCAGGUGCUACAUCAUUUGCGUGGACACACGGACACCAUAACGGCCGUCGCACUGUCGCCGGAGGGCGACUUUGUGCUCACGAAUGCCAUGGACAAUACGCUGCGCGUGUGGGAUGUCCGCGCCUAUGCGCCGGGUGAGCGUUGCGUCAAGGUGUUCCAGGGGCAUCAGCAUAACUUUGAGAAGAAUCUGUUGCGCUGCGCCUGGGCACCGGGCGGCGACAAGAUCAGCGCCGGCUCAGCCGAUCGUCAUGUCUACGUUUGGGACGUGAACACCCGGCGAAUACUGUACAAGCUGCCCGGGCACAAUGGCAGCGUGAACGAUGUGGAUUUCAGUCCGCGCGAACCGUUGAUACUGUCCGGGUCCAGCGACAAGACACUGUAUCUGGGCGAAAUAGAGGACUAGUCCUAGUAUCACAAAUAAGUUUUAUUUCUGCAUUAUCAUAACGAUUAAUAAAUAAUUUGUAUAAUUUCAAAUA
Molecule: messenger RNA, 1186 nt
Organism: Drosophila novamexicana
Lineage: Eukaryota; Metazoa; Arthropoda; Insecta; Diptera; Drosophilidae
Product: U5 small nuclear ribonucleoprotein 40 kDa protein
Exons: 3
Coding region: 70-1113 (347 amino acids)
Cellular component (GO): catalytic step 2 spliceosome
Molecular function (GO): protein binding; RNA binding
Source: RefSeq, a predicted model, not a curated record